Molecule: messenger RNA, 668 nt
Organism: Rosa rugosa (rugosa rose)
Lineage: Eukaryota; Viridiplantae; Streptophyta; Magnoliopsida; Rosales; Rosaceae
Exons: 1
Source: RefSeq, a predicted model, not a curated record
CAACAAUUUCAAUCUGGUUUUACCCAAUUGAACACUCCCAGAUUUAAAUGGCCGUCGGGUAAUAGACCCAGAUUUCUUUCAACCUCCGGUUCAUCAGAACCUGAGAAACCCCAAAACCCAAGUCAGUACCCAAGUCAAAACCCAAAUUUCAAGCACCAAGAAAUCGAAGGACCGACUGUGGAGCGAGACCUCUCUGAUUUGGGCAAUGAGACCCGAACAGUCCUUGAAGUGAUGGCCAAGAACAUGUAUAGUCUGAGCAGGACUGUGGCUGUUCUGGGUUUGGUUCAGCUCGGCCUUGGAGCUUACAUUUCAUACAUGACUCGGUCUUCGCCAAUACCCGAAGUAUCAAUUCAGAGCUUUUUGGCAUUCGGGUUUCCCUUCUCUUUGGCGUUCAUGUUGAGGCAGUCUCUGAAGCCAAUCUACUUCUUUAAGAAGAUGGAGGAGCAAGGUAGGCUGCAGAUUCUGACUCUUGCUCUUCAGGUUGCUAAGAAUUUAAAUGUUUUCUUCAUUCGGGUUCGUGGGGUGUCUGUCUUGUGUAUUGCUGGUUUGUCUGCUGGAGUUUUGUUCCAGCUUGCUUACAAGUUGACUUGAUUUUUGUAUGAGAUUGUUUUCAUGACUUGUGAUAUGAUUAAUAUGAACCUAUAUAUCAUAUGGAGAUUGACAUUGCA